This is a messenger RNA of Rhizophagus irregularis DAOM 181602=DAOM 197198, 1818 nucleotides long. The record is from RefSeq and is a predicted model, not a curated record. NCBI's taxonomy places the organism in Eukaryota, Fungi, Glomeromycota, Glomeromycetes, Glomerales, Glomeraceae.
CUCCUUAAACUCCUCCUUCGUUUUUAACUCUUUGUACCAUAAAUCUUUAUAUUUUGAAAUAAUAAUAAAGAAAAAACAUUCGUCUUUUAUGCUUUUUAAAAAAAACAAACCCGGUAAAUUAUUAAGUAAACAAUAAUACUUUUUAUUCGCUUCUUUCGUAACUUUGAAAAUGGAGCGAAAAAUUAUCAAGAAUAUUAUAUUAGCUUGGGUAUUUUUUCCAGUCGUAUCAGUAAUAGUUUUCUAUUCUUAUUGUUUAUGCUGGAUUUUUUAUCUACUGUAUGCUCAAACUGAUGCUCCUCAAUCACAACCAAAAGUUCCUUUAAAUCCGAUACGAGUGUAUAAGGUAACCUCUUACCUUCUCACUUGUAUGUACGAAAAUUUGACAGGUCCCUUCAUACCGUCAAUACUUCAAUAUGGAUGGCAUAAGUUAUCAAGUGAUGGAAAGAAGAAACCAUCUGUGAGGAAAAAUAUUCGCUACGGUCCUAAACCCCGAAAUCGCUUAGAUGUUUAUCUGCCUGAUCACGUUUCGGCUACGGCAUCAAAGAACAAUAAUAAGAAAUGUAAUGAUAAUACAGGACAUGCUGCUUUUACAAACCAACAACAAAAUGAUAUUCCGGUAAUUAUUUUUAUUGGAACAUCAUGGAAUUCUGAUACUUGCAUGCCAGUAGCUCAUAAUCUUCAAAGUCAGGGAUACAUUGUAAUCGUUCCUGAUAUAACCAUCUAUCCUAUCGGCAAGAUCGCUGAGAUGGUUACGGAUAUUCAGCUGUGUAUUUAUUGGGCACACACUCAUAUUAGAUCAUUCCGAGGCGAUCCAUCCCAAAUUUACCUUAUGGGCCAUGGUGCUGGUUCGAUUUUAUCGGCUCUGACUGUCAUUCACGAUGUCUGUGCCACCUUAAAUGUUCUCCCCCCAAAUAACACUAACGUAAAUAUUCCUUUAUGGGACAAUAAUAUUAGGAAGACUGGAUCACCAAGAGUUCAUGGAUUAAUCCUGUUUUCAGGGGUUUAUGAUAUAACAUAUUAUUAUGCAUAUUUGUAUCAAAGAGGUCUCGAACAAGUUCAUGCUUUACCAAGAGUUAUGGGUAAUAAAUCCGAUGCUUUCCUUCAAUGUUCGCCAGCAUAUUUAUUAAAUUAUGCGCUUAAUAAUGUUCAUAAUCGUGAACAAUUAAAAAUGUUAUUACCGCGUAAAGUUGUAUUAUUUCACGGAGAUCAGGAUACAUUUAAUCCAGUAACAACGACACAUAAUUUCUAUUCUUUACUUAAUUCAGCGGGAAUCCCAUCAGUAAAACUAAACAUUUAUGAUCAUGUUAAACAUAUUAGUCCAAAAAUUGACCUUAUAGUUCCAACCAGACCUUUAUGUGUAAAGAUAUUGAAAGAUAUUAAGGAGUGUUGUAAAGGACACGGAGGUGUAGUGGUUGGAAGUCAAUUGAAAGAGAAAAGAGAUGAAAAAGAAAUGACAAAUCAAGAUAAAACCAAGACAAGAAACUCAAGAAGAAGAAUGUCUCAGGUUAGGCAUUAAUAUUAGAAGUUUAAUAAUUAGAAAAUUUAAAUUAUACAUAUACUAUAUAUACAUUACAUUAGAAUGAAUUACAAGGAGAAUAAUAUAAUUGAAAAUUCGUUAUUUAUGCUUUUAUUUAUAGAUAUUUAUAUAGAGCUUUUACAUUUAUAACACUAAUUUUUUUAUUUAUUGGUUAGUCAAGACUUGUUAUGUAUGUGUGUAUAUAUAUACAUAUACAUAUAUAUUUGUAUAUAAUCAAAAAAAUCAAAAUUUGUUCUUUUUAAGAACAUCAAACUUAAAAGAUUUUAUUUUAGAAAGAUGCU